Messenger RNA from Amoebophrya sp. A25, 2027 nucleotides. Lineage: Eukaryota; Dinophyceae; Syndiniales; Amoebophryaceae. The record is from the annotation of a GenBank genome assembly.
AUUUCUUCACAACCGACUUCUUUGUACAACGACACAAAAAAGUUUCUCUUUGUAUGUCUGCCACGAACCUGUGAGUUGUAGUUGACUCUCCUGAUUCCUGUCUGGUUAUGUGUGAUUGUGAUAGAGAUAACCUAUAGAUAUAUGGUACACAAUGGCAGUUCGUCAAGAAGAUGAUCAGGGUGACCUCGAUGGCGCGGACAAGGUCUCCAACACUGUCUAUGCACGCGUUCUGGGAAAGCUGAGGGAAAAAUAUACGCGUCUCUGCAGCAAGCCAGAGUGGUGGUUCGUGCAGGAUGAAGUGAUCGCUCUACUAGCAAAGCGACUGCACAAGAACUCUUACGCCUUCGUAGAUGGUUUUCUCAGCGAUGACGCCGCCCUAGGGCUGCGCGCGGAGUGCCAGAAAGCAGAUGCGGCGGGUUGUCUGAAGUUAUGCUUGUUGAUUUCAUCUGAUCGUGGCAUUACAUCUUUGUUUUAGAUAACUCCGCAAGAGUGGUCCUUCAACAGUGGUCCUCAUGCUUCUAAGAACACCCGCAGGUCUCGUAAACGGAAGGAUUGAAUCCAAGACGACGGGCGAAAGCAAUGAAGGAAUAAAUCAAGCUCGAGAUAAAGAAAACCAGGAAAAAUACGUUGAAACGUCGACGCGCGGUGAUCGCGUCGCCUGGUUCGAUACCUGGUCGUACGGCCAAGGUCUCGACGACGUCGGCGUCAAAAUCGGAACACUACUCGAAGAACUGAAGACAUACUCGAAAGCCUCGUCGACUCUUCUUCCGCAAGAUGCCAAGGCUGGAUCCGCGAGAAGGAAGACUGAAAUCAAGCCUAACGACACUACACAUACACAAGAGCUUCUACCCGAUUUACAUCGGAUAGAUUGCCGCUCACAUCAUAUGGUGGCCUGUUAUCCAGGAGGCGGGGCACGGUACACAAAACAUUACGAUAACGAUGGGCGACAUCCGCAGCUGUCAAAGCGAGUCCUCACGACGCUCGUUUAUCUUAACAAAACGUGGAACGGCGGAGAGCUCUGUGUUUUUUACGGUCUGGAUUUCUGCUCAUUUUUUUGGAUCCUAGAAGAUCUACAAGUGUGCCAUCUCUAAAUUCCUGAUCGCGUACCGAACGAGGACAGGCUCCGCGCCAAAGUGGCGCCACGUCUCGGUCGGCUCUUGCUUUUCUUCAGUGACACAAGAAUCCCACACGAGGUAUUGCCUUCCCAGACACUCCGCUACUCAGUCACUGCCUGGUACCUCGACGCCAAGAAAGCUUAUGAAUGGAGGAUAUGACUUAAUCUUUUUGUUUACUUUCCUCUGUCAAGUGCAUGUCAAAAGUUCAUCAGCUUGCCCUUGCAGGUAUGCUGGUUGAUCGAAGCCAUACUUUUCUAAGGACCUCCUGCCUCUGAGCCAAGCCAGGCCGCUGACAAAGAGAAAAGUCAAGCGGUUCUUGUUGAGGAUGCGGCAACAAACACAGGGAGUGAAUCCCAAAGGGAAGUUGAGAGCGUCGCGACGAACGACGAAUGCGACGUCGGUCUCGGUCUCGGUCGUGCACACCCGGACACAAAGUGCCCCGAAACCCCUGAAACUGGUGCUGAUCAUGUCGGAGGGCAGGAAAAGCAAGACGACGAGGACAUCCCUUCUUUCGAGUAUGAAUGGGUGAGUAAGGACAAACUAGAGAUAACGAAGCUGGAAGCUUGUCCGGUCAUUGAAUUCGAUGGAUCCGUGAUCCGUGUAUCAGAUGACAGCCACAAGAUAUUGGGCACUAUCCCAGUGAGCGAUGCGAUUGGAAAUACAUGCUCGUCUGGCGAGGAAAGCUACCAAUGCAAAUGGUCUGGCAGAAAACACCGCUUGCAGAUACUGUUCAAUAGUUCGUCUGCUACAUAAAUUUUCAACCCAGGCAGGCUGUCGACGUGGUCGUGCAUACGCGGUCACCUAUGCUUAUUUUCUUUUAAGUGAUCUUAGUCUUGAUAAUGAUGUGUUCGACCACCAGCACCACCCCAUAUCAGAAAACCGAGACUCAUGGUCAUGCCAGAUGAAAUGGAU